GGGACUACUUCCGGUAGGCCGCCGUGUGUCCUGCGGAAGUCGGACCGUUGUAGUCGGGACACUGGCAGAAAACACCGGAGCGGCCUCGCGAAAGCUGGCGAAUUCGCUUUAUAAACACAUUGUGUGUGGGCGGAGAAAGUGCUAAUAAGUGCAUAAGCAAACGACAGCUGGUUAAAAAAGGGAAAGAAAGAAAAGAAACACUGGGGUUUGCGCGGAGCCCCGAGCCGCUUUACCCCCUUUGAGCCCGCUGAAGUCGGCGGUGGCGAGGCGAAGCGACGCGGGAGGCGAUGGAGCCCUCAGCGGCCAAGGGGAGAGCGCAGGGCCGCCUGCUGGUGUCCACCAGCCUGGACGCCAAAGACGAGCUGGAGGAGCGGUUCGAAAGGUGCGUGGCCGUCACCACUUCCAUUACAAACGGAUUGUCGGAGCGAGAAGCCAACGACGCCCUCACUGCCCAUGUGUGUAAAGGUCCUCAGCAGCAUGAGGAGGUGUGCCUUGGCUUGUUCACGCUGCUGCUCACAGAGCCUUCACAAGCACAGCGGUGCUACAGAGACCUGACGCUAGUCAACCGUGACGGCAUGAAUGUGAUCCUGAUCAAGAUUAACCAAAUCCUCAUGGAGAAGUUCCUCAAACUGCAGGAAGUGUGUCGCACGCAGCUGGUGUGGGUGGUCAGAGAGCUGGUGAAGAGUGGGGUCAUAGGAGCCGACGGAGUCCUCAUGACCCUCAUGAAGCAGAUCGCUGGAGGUGACAUCACCAGUAAAAACCUGUGGCUGGCUGAAAACGUGCUGGACAUCUUAGUGGAGCAAAGGGAGUGGGUGCUGAAGAGCGGUAUGCUGGUGGCCAUGUCCGUAUACACAUAUCUGAGACUGAUCGUGGAUCACGGGACACAGGGCCUCCUGCCGCUCCGCCAGAGAGAGGUGGACUUCUGCAUUGGCCUGCUGCGAGAGAGGUUCAUGGAGUGUUUCAUCAUCGGGAGAGAUCUGGUCAGACUGUUACAGAACGUAGCUCGAAUCCCUGAGAUGGAGCUCCUGUGGAGAGACCUUCUGCACAACCCUCAGAGCCUGAGCCCACAGUAUACUGGUCUGUUGCAGCUUCUCACCUCUCGUACAUCCCGCAAAUUCCUGGCUUGCCGCCUCACUCCUGAUAUGGAGACCAAGCUAUUGUUCAUGACCUCGAGGGUUCGAUUUGGCCAGCAGAAGCGCUAUCAGGACUGGUUUCAGAGGCAGUACCUGUCCACGGCUGAGAGUCAGUCGCUGCGGUGUGACCUGAUCCGCUACAUCUGUGGGGUGGUGCACCCCUCCAACGAGGUCCUGAGCUCAGACAUCCUGCCUCGCUGGGCCAUCAUCGGCUGGCUGCUCACCACCUGCACGUCGAACGUCGCUGCUUCCAACGCCAAACUGGCCCUGUUCUACGACUGGCUCUUCUUCAACCCGGAGAAAGACAGCAUCAUGAACAUCGAGCCGGCCAUUCUGGUGAUGCAUCACUCGAUGAAGCCGCAUCCAGCCAUCACUGCCACGCUGCUGGAUUUCAUGUGUCGGAUAAUUCCUCACUUUUUUCCACCACUGGAGGGCCAAGUGCGCCAGGGCGUCUUCAACUCGCUCAACUUCAUUAUGGAGAAGAGAGUUCUGGCACACUUGGCUCCGUUGUUCGACAACCCCAAACUGGACCGGGAGCUGCGCUCCAUGCUGAGAGAACGUUUCCCUGAGUUCUGUAACUCGCCUUCUCCACAGACAGAAGUGAAAAUGGAAGAGUCUGUUCCCUUAGAGAUGGACAAUCACGUGCUGGAUAAGGAGGACGGUUGCUAUGACAACACGGACGCGACGUUUAGUGACGACGAGGAAGAGUUGAACAACAAGGGUAAGAAACGCGAGUUCAGGUUUCAGCACAUCAAGGAGACGUACAUCGAGGAGCCUUCCGACAUCACACCGUACGUGGACCAGCUGGAUGAGACGCUGAAGGAGAAAGUGCUACAGUUACAGAAAGGGAGGAGGCGGAUCAAGGAGACGUACAUCGAGGAGCCUUCCGACAUCACGCCUGACACGGAGGCGCAGUGUGAAGUCAUGCAGGAAAUAGUGGACCUGAUUCUGGAGGAGGACUUUGAAUCGGAGCAGAUGUCCACUCUGGCGUCCUGUCUAGCUGAGCUGUUCAAAAGCCAUUUCAGAGGAGAUGUGCUGCCUGAGGAAAUCACUGAGGAGUCGCUGGAGGAGUCGGUGUGUAAGCCAGUGUGUCUGAUCUUCAGGAACUUGUGUCAGAUGCAGGAGGACAACAGCGGCUUCUCGGUGCUGCUGGACAUGCUGGCGGAGCUGUACCAGAAACAGCCCAAAAUUGGAUAUCACCUCCUCUACUACCUCAAGGCGAGUAAAGCGGCGGCGGGGAAGAUGAGUCUGUACGAGUCGUUUGCUCAGGCCACGGCACUGGGGGACCUACACACGUGCCUCAUGAUGGACAUGAAGGCCUGCCAGGAGGAUGAUGUGAGACUGCUGUGUUACCUCACACCCUCCAUCUACACAGAGUUCCCAGACGAGACCCUGCGCAGCGGAGAGCUCCUAAACAUGAUCGUAGCGGUCAUAGACUCCACACAGCUUCAGGAGCUGAUGUGUCACGUAAUGAUGGGAAAUCUGGUCAUGUUCCGCAAAGACUCCGUGCUCAACAUCCUCAUUCAGUCACUAGACUGGGAGACGUUUGAGCAGUACAGCACAUGGCAGCUCUUUCUAGCACACAGUAUCCCACUGGAGACCAUCAUCCCCAUCCUACAGCACCUUAAAUACAAAGAGCAUCCCGAAGCUUUAUCCUGCUUACUCCUGCAGCUCCGCAGGGAAAGUCCCACAGAGGAGAUGGUGAAGAUGGUGUUGAGUCGGCCGUGUCACCCGGAGGAUCAGUUCACCACCAGCAUCCUGCGGCACUGGGCGGCCAAACACGACGACCAGCUGGCUGAGCACAUCAAGGCCCUUCUCAUCAAGAACAACAACAUGCCUCGCAAACGCCAGAGGUAUCACCACGCCAAGAUCUUACGAAGCUCCAGCAGUAAAUUGGCUCAGCUGACCCUGGAACAGAUGUUGGAGCAUUUAGACAGUCUGAGGCUGAGCCUCAGCAACACCAAGAAUAACUUCUUUACCCAGACCCCCAUCCUUCAGGCUCUUCAGCACGUCCAGGCCAGCUGUGAUGAAGCCCAUAAAAUGAGGUUCAGCGAUCUUUUCUCCUUGGCCGAGGAGUAUGAGGAUUCCUCGAAGCCACCCAAAUCUCGGCGCAAAGCUCCAGCGUCCUCCCCGCGCUCGCGGAAAGGCGCAGCGCCUCCAGCCAACAACGAGGACGACAGCGGCUCCAGUAGCGCCUCGGAGGAAGAAGACUCCAAACCCAAAGCACCCAAGAGGAAACGAAAAGGCUCGUCGGCCGUGGGCUCGGACAGUGACUGAGAGGGACGCGCCGAUCUCCACAUGCCCCACGCCCCCAACACUUCCAUGACCACGCCCAUUCCAGUGUGACAUCACUGGAGAACAAACCACCAGCCAAUCAUCUGCUCGGUCCACUCAUCAAAGAGGAAGCGCUGGAUUUCCUUUCUGGGACUUUGACUUUGGAGCCAGCCAGGAAGGCACACCCUUUAGCUUCUCUCAGCACUAGUGUGAUUGGCUGCUUGGGGAUUGGGGGCGUGACCGAGGCCGAAGGGAAGCUGCUAAGCUUUCAGGAGCCUCCUUUCCUCCCCCGACUGGGACGGACUGACGGAAAAGACGGAUAAAAUUGCACACAGGAGUCAUUCUUUAGUGUCUCUGUACUUAUCGGCCCACAUAUCCUGAUCGAGCACAGUCGCUGUGCUUAAAAAGGGGGAAUAAAAUCCCCACACUGUAGACUACGAGGGAGACGAUUUACAUUAAACAUUCACCACGAACGUUCGAACGCGCUCCGCUCCGCUCCACUCCCACAAGACGCAUUUUAUCGUUUGAUAAUGAACAAGCAUUUGCUUUCGUCCCUUAUAAAUCCCUCUUUGUCCUGAUCGGAUGUCGUGGCCCAACGGAGGCGGCGGCGCCGGGGGUUUUACAGGGAGGACGACACUCCUCCUGGAUGGAUUUUUACCACGAUUGUACCGCACAGGUGCAGAAAUUGGAUUGUAAAAAAAAUAAAUAAAUAAAAUGGAGGACUUGACAUGACAGACUUUUUAAGAAAAUUGCUUUCUACUGACCUAUUUUCAUAAAAAAAAAAAAUCAUAACUAUGUAAAAGGAUUAUGAUAUUAAUAAAAAAGGCAGGGACAAACA
This is a messenger RNA of Ictalurus furcatus (blue catfish), 4245 nucleotides long. RefSeq names its product integrator complex subunit 3 (gene ints3). The record is from RefSeq and is a predicted model, not a curated record. NCBI's taxonomy places the organism in Eukaryota, Metazoa, Chordata, Actinopteri, Siluriformes, Ictaluridae. Bases 288 to 3410 code for a protein of 1040 amino acids. Gene Ontology annotation, cellular component: cytoplasm. The transcript has 30 exons.